GAGAGAGAGAGAGAUAGUUUCUCCUAAACUUCCCACACGCAUAAGUUGAACUGACAGAGCCUGUCCCAUACUGAACACAGCGCGUGCAACUCACUUUCGGAUCUUGUUAUACCUCAGCUCUACUUAUACACCAGACGUAUAUUACCAGUAAAUAAGGCAUUUAAAUGAAAGAGGAUUAUUACCGCCGGUGCAACAUUGCAGUUCUAUUCAAAUGGCUUUGGGAUUGUUUUUCGCCAUGAGAACCCAUUCACGCGCACAUCGGCCCUCCUGACGCACGAGGAAACAACAAACCACCUGUUUUGGGGAAAAAAGAAAACUUCCCACGGAUAUAACGCACAGUCCUCGAGCGCGCUGCACGUGUCAACACAUCACUUUCGGAUCUUUACUUUUAACCCUAAUCGGUGUCUGAGAAGCCAUGUGACAGUCCAAGGAGUUUUUUAUUUUAUCCAUGCACUGUUUCAACGUAUUAAAUAUAUAUAUAUAUUUUUUUUGUUAUUGCUGUUUUUAAAAUCUGCCAGCGGAUCGAGCGCGUGCACGGUGAACAGCGUCAGAGCGGUAGAAUGAGGAAUGACGCGCGUGCACGAUGGCCCGAGAGGACUCGGUGAAGUGCCUGCGCUGUCUGCUGUACGCUAUCAACUUACUGUUCUGGCUAAUGGCUCUGUGUGUGCUGGGAGUUGCUGCUUGGCUUAGAGAUUACCUGAACAAUGUGCUCACCUUAACUGCAGACACCAGGCUGGAAGAAGCAGCGGUCCUCACAUACUCCCCUGCGGUCCACCCUGUUGUCAUCGCCGUGUGCUGUUUCCUAAUCAUCGUGGCCAUGGUGGGCUACUGUGGCACACUGAAAUGCAAUCUGCUACUCCUCUCCUGGUACUUUGGCAGUCUGUUGGUGAUCUUCUGUGUGGAGUUGGCCAGCGGCGUGUGGACAUAUGAGGAGCCCUCAGUCCAGAGGUCAGAUAUGAUCAGCCUGAAGUCACGUAUGCCCAACUACGGCCUGCAGCGAUAUCAGUGGCUAACACACGCCUGGAACUCCUUUCAGACUGAGUUCAAAUGCUGCGGCGUGAUCUACUUCACCGAUUGGCUAGAGAUGACGGAGAUGGAGUGGCCACCUGACUCCUGCUGCUCCAAUCAGUAUGCAGGCUGUGCUCGCCACGCCCACUACAGUGACCUGAGCGACCUGUACCAGGAGGGCUGCGGUCCAAAGAUAUACAGUUUUAUCCGAGGCACGAAGCAGCUGCAGGUCCUUCGCUUCCUGGGCGUGUCUAUAGGAGUGGCGCAGAUCCUGGCUAUGACGUUGACCCUCACGUUGCUCUGGGCACUCUACUAUGACCACAAACCUCCUGAUCUUACUCCUCCUGAAACAAUUACACAUACACACUGCCUAGCCGAAGAGUCACAAAAGCCUGGACCCGGGUACCUACGGACAUCUGACACCUGGGCUAACGGACGUAGCCAUUUUGAAAUGGAGCAACUUUGCUAGCAAACACUGUAUGACAAAUAAACGGACUGGUUUCUUUACAGUUCUGUACAGCCAUCCAUUGCCGCUGUUUUUUUUUCCAUAACAUCUAAAACUUAUGGAGCUUCUUCAGUACACUGGAACUACCGGAAAAUGGAGAUGAGGUAGCAAGAAAGCACUCUAUUUGAGCACGGAGGUGUCCUAUACGAGCAAGGAAGUGCCAUGUAUGAGCAGGAAAGUGCCCAAUAUGAGCAGGAAAGCACCCUAUAUGAUCAAGGAAGUGUCAUAUACAAGCAGGGAGGUACCCUAUAUGGGCAGAAAUGUGCCCUAUAUGAGCAAGGAAGCACUGGAUAUAGCAAGGAAGUGCCCCAUACAAGCAGAGAAGCACCCUAUAUGGGCAAGGAGGCGUCCUAUUAGAGCAGUAAAGCGCCUUAUACAAGCAGAAAAGCACCUUAUAUGAGCAAAGAGGAACACUGUACAAGUAGGGAAGCGCCCUAGACGAGCAUGGAAUCAUCCCAGAUAAGCAAGGAAGCCCCUUAUACAAGGAUACACAUUAGGAUGCUGUAGAACACUUACAACAUACCCUUAAAACCUCUAGACUUUCAUCCAAAGAAGACUGUGGAAAUGGACCUAAAAAGCUAUUCAGCUUUCCCCCUAAAACCACUGAACUGUAAAAGACUUCAGGAGGCUACAAGGCUUUUAUGUACAUAUUUUUACCUGACAAUUCAGGGUUUUAAAGGGCAAUAAUCACUAGACAUAUGCAUAAACUUGGGUCUUAACUGUAUUUUUAAUAGUCUAUUAAUAAAUUCUUAACUAUUCUAAGUUUUUUUGGAUGUACUUCUACAUGUCUUAAUUCACUAGCACUGUGAUUUAAAUUAUAGAACAGUUUUAGUUUUAGACAUCAAAACCUUACAGCUGUGGCUUUGCUGAGAACGGCUGAAAACACGCCGUGCUUCGUAAUUACGUAUCGUGUACACUGAAGCAUGUUUGAGACUUACAGUGCAUUUAACAAUCAGAAUCUCGCCUUUUGGCAUUUUCAGUGUGUGUUUGUUGAAACUGUACUGAAAUGUAGUCCAUACCUUGCUUAAGGAGAGUUCCAGGCUGAGUUCUAUUCAGCAGGAUGCAGUAGGUAUAGUGUGUUUUGUAAUGACUGCAAACUGGGCUUAUUACAAUAGCACAGUUUGCAGUCAUUAAAAACACUUUACACCUAUAGAAAUAAUAAUCAGCACUAGGGUGGAAACAGCCGAAGGGCUUCAAGGCUUCCUUACAGAAGGAAAAAAUAAACAAUAAAAGAAUAUUCUCA
Tachysurus vachellii is the source of this 2756-nucleotide messenger RNA. RefSeq names its product tetraspanin 12 (gene tspan12). NCBI's taxonomy places the organism in Eukaryota, Metazoa, Chordata, Actinopteri, Siluriformes, Bagridae. Gene Ontology annotation, cellular component: membrane. Bases 584 to 1477 code for a protein of 297 amino acids. The record is from RefSeq and is a predicted model, not a curated record. The transcript is spliced from 7 exons.